Molecule: messenger RNA, 10914 nt
Organism: Osmia bicornis bicornis
Lineage: Eukaryota; Metazoa; Arthropoda; Insecta; Hymenoptera; Megachilidae
Gene: brm
Product: ATP-dependent helicase brm
Exons: 14
Coding region: 181-6243 (2020 amino acids)
Biological process (GO): positive regulation of transcription by RNA polymerase II
Cellular component (GO): nucleus
Molecular function (GO): ATP-dependent chromatin remodeler activity; ATP binding; DNA binding
Source: RefSeq, a predicted model, not a curated record
GUAGGGAUAGAAGGAAAAUGGCCGGUUAGCGUGUGUUCGUCGGUGUUGUCGAAGGUGGUGUAGAUUUUGGUCAACCUAUUUCGUUCAACAUUCACGAAUAUAUGGCUAAAUUUGCUCAUGGAGUAAAGUAAAUUUUUAUACGGAGGUAACCUUUAUGCAUCGGAAUUAAAGUGAACCAAUAUGGCAAGCCCUUCGCCACAAUCUUCUCCUAUGCCUCCGCCGCAAGCACCAAGUCCUAUGGGUCCCCCUCAACAAGCACCAUCACCAUCUAAUCCACAAGGUAGCCCAAUGGGACCACCACAGCAUCAUCCUCAUAGUCCGACACAACCAUAUCAAACUGGUCCAUCGAUGCAACCUGGAGGUCCACCAAUGUCUCAACCACCUCAACAACCUCCACCCCAACAGCAGAAUUAUUCAUCGCAUCCACAACAAAUGCAACCUAACAUGGGUCCACAGAACCAAGGUGGUCCUGGCGGUCCAGUCGGUCAGAAUUCUAAUUCUCAGCAAGGUCAUUCUCCUGGAGGACCCAUGGUCCCAGGUCAGAUGGGACCGAAUGGGCCUCAAGGAACAUCUCACAUGAUGCAGUCUGGUCCGAAUCAAAUGGGUUCUAACGGUCCAGGUCAAAUGGGUGGCGGUGGACCUGGUCAAAUGGGCCCGGGAGGUCCUGGUCAGAUGGGUCCAGGAGGUCCAGGAGGACCAAUUGGGCCAGGUCAUAUGGGGCAAGGAGGUGGAGGUCCACCGGGAGGUCCUCACAUGGGUCAAGGUCCAAAUCAGAUGGGCCCAGGAAGUGGACCAGGUUCUCAGAUGGGUCCUGGUGGACCUCCAAAUUCACAGAUGGUACCUGGAGGACCAGGACAUAUGAGUGGUCCACCAGGGCCAGGGCAUAUGAACGCAUCAGGUCCGCCAGGACCUGGUCAUAUGAGUUCGGGUGGUCCACCAGGUCCAGGACAACACGUUAAUACGUCUGGCCCGCCAGGUUCCGGACAUAUGAACACUAGUGGGCCUCCUCCAGGGUCAACGCACAUGAACGCCAGUGGCCCGCCUGGAAGUCAUCUAAACAGCGGACCGCCUAUUCCGAGUCACAUGAACGCGAGUGGCCCACCGGGAUCCGGGCACAUGAAUGUUAGCGGGCCAGGAAAUCACAUGGGGCCUGGAGGCCCAGGGCAGAUGCCACCGAGUGGUCCUGGGUCGCACAGUAUGGGACCAGGAGGUCCAAAUCAAAUGGGUCCUGGUGGUCCAAACCAAAUGGUCCCUAGUAGUCAAUCCCCGAUGGGGCCUAGUCCAAUGGGGCCUGUUGGUCCAGGAGGGCAGAUGGGUCCAAACGGACCUGGGCAAAUGGGACAUAACGGGCCUUCGCAAAUAGGUCCAAAUGGUCCUGGACAAAUGAACAUGGGAGGUCCAUCGUCUCAAAUGGGAAUGGGACCGGGGGGACCUGGAAGUCAAAUGGGUCCAGGAGGACCAGUUAGUCAAAUGGGUCCGGGAAGUGGGCCUGGAGGCCAAUUAGGACCAAAUGGACUUGGACAAAUGGGGCCAGGGAAUACCCCAGGAGGGCAAAUGCCUCCAGGUAACGGACCAGGAGGUCCUAUGGGUCCUGGAAGCGGUCCGGGUGGACAGAUGGGAUCGAGCAGCGGACCUGGAGGACAAAUGGGUCCUGGAAGUGGUCCUAGUGGGCAAAUAGGACCAGGAAGUGGUACUGGAAGUCAAAUGGGUCCAGGAAAUCCUCCUGGAAAUCCAAUGGCACCUGGAAGUGGUGCUAGUGGGCAGAUGGGUCCAGGUAAUGGACCUAGUGGUCAAAUGGGUCCUGGGAGUGGUCCUAGCGGACAAAUGGGCCCUGGGAAUGGCCCUAGUAGUCAAAUGGGUCCUGGAAGUGGUCCAGGGUCGCAAAUGGGUCCAGGUGGACAAAUGGGUCCAGGUGGACAAAUGGUUCCAGGUGGACAAAUACCACCUGGUGGUCCUUCUAACCAAAUAGGGCCGGGUGGUCCCGGUAAUCAGAUGGGAUCAGGUGGUCCAAACAGUCAGUUAGGUCACACUGGUGCAAGUAGUGGCCCGAUGGGACCGAAUGGACCGAGUGGACAACCAUCUUCUGGUCCAAUGGGGCCUGGUUCACAGAAUCAACAAAUCGUUCCUGGAGGCACGACACCGAUGGGUCCUGGAGCUCCGGUAAAUCAGAUGAGUCAGACUGGCCCUGGUCCGAUUGGUCCCACGGGGCCAAGCGGUCCACCAGCAGCUGGGCAAGAAAAUUUAAAUGCUUUACAAAAGGCUAUUGACUCUAUGGAAGAAAAAGGACUUCAAGAAGAUCCUCGUUAUUCUCAGUUGCUGGCUCUGAGAGCUCGUCAAGGCAGUAUCAGUGAAAAACAAACAUUUAGUCCGCCACAGUUGCAGCAAUUACGUGUACAAAUAAUGGCAUAUCGGUUGUUGGCAAGAAAUCAACCAUUGUCUCAGCAACUUGCUUUAGCUGUUCAAGGUGGAGCACCUCCUCCCCCAGGUAUGGCACAACGUCCCCCUAUAGAUCCAUCUCAAGGACCCGCUACUACCACAGGUCUACCAAUCUCUGGACCAAACGUAAUUGGUCCUGCAGUUCCUCCAAGGCUAGGUUGUCAAACGCCACAACAACAGCAGCCUCCGCAACCAGGUGCCAAGACUAACAGAGUGACUAGUGUAGCAAAACCAGCUGGUUUAGAUCCACUGUUGAUUUUACAAGAACGUGAGAAUAGGGUUGCAGCACGUAUAGCAUUGCGUAUGGAGCAACUGAGUAAUAUGCCAACCAACAUGCCAGAAGAUCUUCGUAUUCAGGCACAGAUCGAAUUGCGUAUGCUUAGAGUGUUGAAUUUCCAAAGGCAAUUACGAUCGGAGAUUUUAGCGUGUACUCGAAAAGACACCACUUUAGAAACUGCAGUAAACGUAAAAGCCUAUAAACGCACAAAGAAGCAAGGUCUUCGAGAAGCUAGGGCUACUGAGAAACUUGAGAAGCAACAGAAAUUAGAGGCAGAACGUAAACGCAGGCAAAAGCAUCAAGAAUUUCUUAGUUCUGUUCUUCAACAUGGCAAAGAUUUUAAAGAGUUCCAUCGGAACAAUGUUGCUAAACUGGCUAGGCUUAACAAAGCAGUUCUUAAUUACCACGCUAAUGCAGAAAGAGAACAGAAGAAAGAACAAGAACGUAUUGAAAAAGAACGUAUGAGACGUUUGAUGGCAGAGGACGAAGAAGGUUACAGGAAGUUGAUUGAUCAGAAAAAAGAUAAACGAUUAGCCUUCCUGUUGUCUCAGACCGAUGAAUAUAUCAGUAAUUUAACUGAAAUGGUGAAACAACACAAGAUUGAGCAAAAGAGAAAACAGGUGGAAGAACAGAAACGUAAGAAGCAAAAAAAGAAGAAGAUGCAAGAUGGCGAAGGAGGUGAAGAUGGGAAUGGUAACGAGGAUAGUCGUGUUGGAGUGAUUGAAACAUCUACUGGUCGCACAUUAACUGGAGACGACGCUCCAUUAAUGAGCCAACUUCAAGCCUUUUUAGAAUCUCACCCAGGUUGGGAACCAAUUGAAUCAGAAAGUGAGGAUGAUGACGAUGAUGACGACGACGAUAAUGACGGUGAAGAAAAAGGCGAACAUAAAGUGAAGGCUCCUGGCGAUCCUGAAGAUGAUAAAGUCAAGAAAACGAUACACAAAGCAAAGGUGGAAGACGAUGAAUACAAAACAGAGGAACAAACGUAUUACAGUAUUGCUCAUACUGUCCACGAAGUAGUAACAGAACAAGCAUCAAUUAUGGUUAAUGGAAAAUUAAAGGAAUAUCAAAUAAAGGGUUUGGAAUGGCUUGUUUCAUUGUUCAACAAUAACCUGAAUGGUAUUCUUGCUGAUGAAAUGGGUCUCGGAAAAACCAUUCAAACUAUAGCUUUGGUUACUUACCUCAUGGAGAAAAAGAAAGUUAAUGGGCCGUUCCUGAUUAUAGUACCAUUAUCAACUUUGUCAAAUUGGGUGUUGGAGUUUGAAAAAUGGGCCCCCAGUGUAGUAGUAGUGUCGUACAAAGGUUCGCCAGCUGGUAGAAGAGCUAUUCAGUCUCAGAUGAGAGCUACAAAAUUCAAUGUUUUACUCACAACAUAUGAAUAUGUCAUUAAGGAUAAGGGUGUGUUAGCAAAAUUGCAAUGGAAAUACAUGAUCAUUGACGAAGGUCACAGAAUGAAAAAUCACCACUGUAAAUUAACUCAAGUGUUGAACACACAUUACUUGGCUCCUCAUCGACUUCUUCUAACUGGAACACCAUUGCAAAACAAACUACCCGAGCUGUGGGCGUUAUUGAAUUUCUUACUACCAUCAAUCUUUAAAUCCUGUAGUACUUUCGAACAGUGGUUCAAUGCUCCUUUCGCAACCACUGGUGAAAAGGUUGAGUUGAACGAAGAAGAAACGAUCCUUAUUAUUCGUCGUCUGCACAAAGUAUUGCGUCCUUUCCUAUUGAGACGUUUGAAGAAGGAAGUUGAAUCUCAAUUGCCAGAUAAGGUUGAAUAUAUUAUCAAGUGUGAUAUGUCAGGAUUGCAGAAGGUCCUUUAUAAACAUAUGCAAAGUAAGGGUGUAUUGCUAACCGACGGUUCUGAGAAGGGAAAACAGGGUAAAGGAGGUGCCAAAGCUUUGAUGAACACUAUCGUACAGUUAAGAAAAUUAUGUAAUCAUCCAUUCAUGUUCCAAGCUAUCGAAGAGAAAUAUUGCGAACAUGUUGGCACCCAAGGAUCCGGGGUCAUUACCGGACCUGAUCUCUUUCGUGCCUCUGGCAAAUUUGAGUUGUUGGAUCGCAUUCUUCCAAAAUUGAAAGCAACGAAUCACAGAGUUUUAUUGUUCUGUCAGAUGACACAGUUAAUGACAAUUAUGGAAGAUUAUCUGAGCUGGAGAGGAUUCAUGUAUCUGCGAUUAGAUGGAACAACAAAAGCUGAGGACAGAGGAGAUUUGUUAAAGAAAUUCAAUGACCCUGGUUCCGAGUAUUUCUUAUUCUUGCUGUCGACACGUGCCGGUGGUCUUGGGUUGAACCUUCAGGCUGCUGAUACCGUCAUCAUUUUCGACUCUGACUGGAAUCCUCAUCAGGAUUUACAGGCACAGGACAGAGCGCACAGAAUUGGUCAGAAGAACGAAGUGCGUGUGCUGAGAUUGAUGACGGUUAAUUCGGUGGAAGAAAGAAUAUUGGCUGCUGCUAGAUACAAGUUAAACAUGGAUGAGAAGGUUAUACAGGCAGGAAUGUUCGAUCAGAAGUCAACCGGUUCUGAGCGACAGCAGUUCUUGCAAAGCAUUUUGCACCAGGACGAUGCUGAUGAUGAGGAAGAAAACGAGGUACCAGACGACGAGACCGUCAAUCAGAUGAUUGCUCGAACCGAAGGUGAAUUUGAGAUAUUCCAAAAAUUAGAUUUAGAACGAAGAAGGGAAGAAGCAAAGUUAGGUCCAAAUAGAAAAUCUAGAUUGCUGGAAGAAGCCGAGUUGCCUGAUUGGUUGGUGAAAGAUGACGACGAGGUUGAACGAUGGACUUACGAAGAGGACGAAGACAGGUUCCUCGGACGUGGUUCCAGGCAACGAAAGGAAGUUGAUUACACCGAUAGUCUUACCGAGAAAGAAUGGCUGAAAGCAAUUGAUGACGAUGGUGCUGAGUACGAAGAGGAAGAGGAAGAUGAUAAAAAGAAAAAGAAGACCAGGAAACGAAAGAAAAAAGGCGAGGAAGACGACGAACCUAUGCCAAAGAAACGCAGAGGUGGUGGCUCUUCGAUUGAUCCAAAAAUGAAAAGGGCCAUGAAGAAGUUGCUUAUGAUAGUUGUUAAUUACACCGAUAGCACGGACGGUAGACUCCUUAGUGAACCAUUUAUGAAAUUACCAUCUAGAAGAGAAUUACCGGAUUAUUAUGAAAUUAUUAAGAAACCAUUGACUAUUAAUAAAUUGCUUCAGAAAAUUGAGGAAGGAAAGUAUGCCGACUUUGACGAUCUUGAAAAAGACUUCAUGCAGCUCUGUAAGAACGCGCAAGUUUAUAAUGAAGAAGCUUCUCUAAUACACGAAGAUUCCAUUGUCUUGCAGUCUGUCUUUACAAAUGCCCGUCAGCGCAUCGAGGAAGAGGGUAAUAAUUCAGACUUAGACGAUAAAGAUGGCGAAGACGGGUCAGAUGCAGAUUCCAGUGUGAGAAUGAAAAUUAAAUUGAAAGGAAGGAAAGGGGAAGGCAGAGGGGGACGAAGAAAAAGAGUUACUAAGAAAUAUAUAUCAGACGAUGACGAUGAUGCCGACGAUAAUUGAGAAUUGCACGCGAAUUUCUUAGAGCAUACAAGAUAAUAGAGGAAGUCCGAGAGCAAGAAGGAAGAAGAGUUUUUGCUGGCGGAAAAGCAAACCACUUGAAGGAUUUUGCCACGAACGUGGCCAAGGGAAAAUAGUGAUUCUGUAGCUGCUGGAGGUAAUAGCGGAGCGAUUAAGAUCGUUUCGAAUAACAUAUAGAUUUUAAUAUAACCUAAUAUCAAUUACAUAAUUAUCGUCAGUUUAACGAUAUAUCUGUAGUGAAUGCAAUGUAGUGAAUUCUUGGCUCAUAGCCAUAUACCGAAAACGCAAUUUUAGGGUAGCCAGUUAGCCUCAACUCUGGGACGCAUAUUAGAUAUUUCGUUACAUUAAUUCGGUUUCAGUGCUUGCGCUUAUGCGACGCCUGGUCGCAUGUGGUUUAAAACAAGCUUAACCACGAUGCACUUCCGUUAAACCGCGUCUUUAGCGUAAUCGAUAUUUUCUUUUUUCAUUCAUUUUGAAAAAUGAACCGUUUUAUAUCAACAAAAUUAAAUCCAAAGUUAUAAGUUUUAUAAUAUAAAAUUUCAAAAAAUAUUAAAUACAAUUUUCCUGAGUAAACGCUUAAGCGCAUGUAGUGCAGCCGUUUUCCACUAGAGCGCCAUUCUCCCUAGGGGAACUUAAGUUUGUCAGUGCUGUACAUCCUACAUAUGCUGUUUUCUAGGUACUAAACUCUGGUACGCUCUGUGUAGACGCUAGGUGAAUCGUUUCCUAAGUACAUAGAUGCUUUGGUUACAUCUGUAACCAGAUUAGAUCCUUAUUUAUGAGGAGCUGGGCAAAUAAUUUGGAGAGUCUUCAGAGAAUCGUCAAAGUAAAUUGACGCAGCUCCUCUCCCAUGUCGACUGAAACCGUUCAUUAGUGUUUUGCGUUUAACGUUGGAAACUUCAAAACGGGAACGGGAACCAUUAAUUAUUGUGACAGUGAUACAGUGUAAUGUAAUACCAUAAAUAAUAAGGAGUAUACUGCUGUGUACCAGAAACAUUCUGAACGGAUUUUCUGUCAUAAAUCGAUUUAAUUCCACCUACCAAAUACGAUUUUAUUGCAAUGAAUUAUUGCACAUUAUUAGCGAACGUCGUUUAUUAAUUCUUGGAAGGAGUAUAAAUAUUUCACACUUGUUAUGCUCGUUGAUCGACUAUUCCAUAUGAAAUUUUAUUUUUUAAUCUCUUUUGUGUUUUAAUAAUUAUCAAUGUAUCUUAUGAUAUUGUCUAGCAGCGUAUUUACACGAAUUUCUUUGUUCGGUAUCAAAGCGGGUCCCACGUGUUACUAAGCACCCCUAUGUACAUACCAUAUUCCCAUGAAGCUACUAUUUCGCCAUUGUACCAUAUGAUGGCUGCACGAUUAUUUCACUGUCCCGACGUGUCAUAAUCACACAUACAGCCACGCACAAACAAGCAUGUUCAUACAUACAUGCAGUGAAUGUUUCGCAGUGAAUCGUCGGAGAUCGGUCUUUGGCACGUGCAUUUGACAGUUUAAGAUUAUUUACACGUAGGCUACGGAAGCUUCCAGGCCAAAUCGAAACGAGGUUAUGAAAGACGGCUUGUAUAAUACAUUUAUGGAACAUUCAUGGAACAGCCAGACCAGAUUGCCGCUCGCUAUUGCCAGGUAACUGGCAGGCUAUACACCAAUGCCCAUAAGUACAUAUUAGGACAUUUGUACAGUACCGAGUACGGUAGGAUUCUCUAGGGGAAAAAUGGCGGUAUAGGGAAAGAAAGCCUCGCUAUACGCUACAGGAUAAGACCCCUUUGAAAUUAUGCAAUGCAUCAUGCUGUUUUAGGAUGCGACCAAUUCGUGAUUGAUCCUCAUGAAUAUGGGCAGACGAAGUAUGGAAUUAUGGUCGAGUAACAACCACGGACAAGUUAUAGCACGUUCGAACGCUAUUGACCGGUCUUUCAACGAGAUAAUGUGCACACAUCGGUUAUUCACGCUUCAGUCACGCUUCAGAACUUAAACUCUAUAAACUUCCGUGUUACUUUGAAGUUAAUUAACAAAUUUCUAUGAUAAAUUUAAUAUUGUAUACCAUUAGGACUUAGAAACAUCUCAAUCUUUUUUUCUCGUUUCCUGAAGGACCUAUUUCUGCAGCCCCUAAAAGAGGACAAUUAUGAAACAUUUUCAAUAUGUCAAUCAGUGUGGUAACUAAAAUGAGAUAUUUCAAAUAACACGAAUCCAGCACAUCUGCUGUGAAAUAAGAAAAUGUGAAAACCACGAGACGCAAUAGAAACUGAACGUAAUUGAAUGUCAUGUUUCAUAUCUGUCCUCUCUGAAGCAGAAGAAAUAGCAACAUUGCAUCGCAGAUCUCUGAAUUCCCUGCAUUUUCCGGAGGUCCUUGCAGCCUCCUAUGCCAUAGUGUUUACUCGAACCUAUGCUUCGUGGACAGGAACACACGUGUGUAUGUACGCAAGCUAUAUCUAUAAGAGCGAUAUGAGUUCCGCUAGGAAAGUGCACAUGUGUGCAAUGUGUUCUGGUGCAUCGAACGUAUAGCUUGAGACGACAACGCGUCGAAAGGAAACGCUGUUGGAAUGUAAACCCAGGUUGUUGUGCUUGUAAUUUUCGACGGAAGCAUCGAACUUUCGCUUGUUUGCAAUUAAGCCCUGAUUAACUUGUUAGGACUUGAUAAUCGUUUUAACAGGUACUACUAAAAAUUUAGCGAAAGAGGGAUCAGAAUUUUCUGAAUUUUCUUAAGAUUCCUUUAUUCAUGGAACUUAAUAAAUUGCCGAUGGCGUAAAACUUCGAUGUCGGUGGAUUUACAUCAUGUUUGCGCCGUUCGAAUCGAAUUUGCUGCCCUUGACAAAUGGUCCUGGCAUGCUUCUGGCACCUUUCUAAUCUCCUCAACCUUCGAUCUUAAUUCACGUCCUCUUCCGAAGCGCGCCAGCGAAAAUUCAUCUUCAAAAUUCACUUGGCCGAGGUCAGUCGAGACGCUCGCGGAUCGAAUUCUUUCGAGAAACUGCUUGAAAGUCAUUGAUGGAAAGCACUCUUAUCCGUGAACUUACAAAGUCUACAUGAUGUUCGUGCCGCUUCUAAGGAAACGAAUCAUUUAUCAUCUUUGAGGCGUGAAAGAUUUUCAGGUAAAAAAUCACUUUACAGUUAAAUAUAAAGUAUAUAUAUAUAUAUGUAUAGUUCCAUAUUUCACCGUACCCACUUUAAAAGUAGAUUCUAUAUGAGAUUAGUCAUAGUUUCCCUAUCCCCAUCAAAAUUUACCAGGAGUUAGCCCCGACCAGAGUCGAAUCCUCAUAGUCCUCUGGGAGAUAGAAUCUCGACGCAGAUCGUUGAAAAGUAAAUAGAGAAGACACUUUAGAGGAAUGUAAUAUGUCUGGACACAAAGCGUGAGACAGUCAUAAUUUUAUUUGAUUAUACUUUCCCGACUGUUGCCAUUCCGCUAAUGAAACGAAGCACCGGCUAAUGAGCCUAAUGAAGAAGUUCUGUUGUAAGGUGUACUUAUGGGAAUUGUUUAAAGGAAAGAUAUUUCUGACUUCAGACUCGAACUGAAUGACCCCGAUUAUUUCCCAUUGGUUCCUCUACUAUCAGCUUUUAGUACUUUCUUUCCGUCAGUUGAUCGGCAAACAACGUGCCCACCGUCAGGCCCAAUCAACUAGGAAAGCAACGGCCAUUCGACAUUGCCGAUCUGCUUCGUAUGCACUUAUGUUAGGAGGAACUAAUUAAUCCGCAGCAUGAUUGCAAGUAAAUCGAAUCCGAGCCAGGGUGGCGAAGGAUCGCCGAGGAAGGACGUAGAUGGGCGGGAAGUGUAUGUUAAAGGAACGGAGGGUUGGCAGUUCAGUACGCUCGUCGAGUUAAAUAUGCAAAUCGAGUUGCACUUAUGUCUCGGGUUGCAGAAGCUACGGGAGAGCUUGCCACGGGGGUGCAAACACUGCCUCCAACCUACCCGGCCGUCCCCCUCAAACUGUCGACGGCAGUAUACUUGAAGGGAAGUGCUCCCUGACCCGACACGCUCUUUCUAAUGUUUGUUCAAUUAAAUCCCAUCCGUGAGCAACUGAUUUCCUUCAUUUGCUUGCACACCGUAAUUUUCGUUUCAACGAAGGCCUUCGAAAGUUCUGACUGCCUCCUUGGAGAAUGUACUUGAUUAACCACGAAUGGUAACGAUAGCUUUUUGAAAUAAUCAAUUAUUAACAAUGAAAUGAUUUAUUAAUAAUGAUGUUGGUAAUUAAGAGAAGCUAAUUAUUUUGACCAAAUGAAAUGCAUACAAAGCAACAUGUGUAUACAUAAUAAAUUAAUAGAAUUAAUUUAAACAAAACGACAUUGUAAUUUGAAUCGAAUUUAAUCAAGGUUGCUUUCAAAUUUACAAAUAUGACAAUACAUAAAUUCAUUACAUUAUGUUUCAAUUAAUUAAUAAUUACUUACCAGAUCGUGGAGCUGAGGUACAUAAUUUUUGAUUAAUAGUUUGAAAUAGUUGAAAAGUAGUCUUUCUAUUUAUUUAUCGAGACGAAAAUUGCGUGCCAGUAAAGCUAGCUUUGAUGAUUCUGUUCAAUUAUUUGCUCGUUAAUUACUUGUAAAUAUUGUCACUAGAUCAAAUGCAUAUUUGUGAGAAAUGCGUUUUCGCGAGAAAUGUGUACCUAUUCAUCGUUCAGUAAUAUUUUCUGUAAAAAUGUACAAAUAUUUGUUGUAAUAAUAAAAAUCAAUGAAAUUCAA